Molecule: messenger RNA, 2193 nt
Organism: Micropterus salmoides (largemouth bass)
Lineage: Eukaryota; Metazoa; Chordata; Actinopteri; Centrarchiformes; Centrarchidae
Product: arf-GAP with dual PH domain-containing protein 1
Exons: 11
Coding region: 186-1316 (376 amino acids)
Biological process (GO): positive regulation of GTPase activity
Cellular component (GO): intracellular membrane-bounded organelle; plasma membrane
Molecular function (GO): GTPase activator activity; phosphatidylinositol bisphosphate binding
Source: RefSeq, a predicted model, not a curated record
AGAGAGAGAAACAGAGAGAGAGAGAGGUUUCCCUUGCAAUCGGCUCAGAUCGUCCGGUCUUCUCCCUCUCCAGUCUUUCUUCUCCACUUCAGAUCGGAGGUGACAGGUGAUCGGGCUGUCUGUCUGUCGGAUGUUCUUGGGCAGGAUUCUUCCCACCGCGGUGAGGCUGGACGGAUAAACUCACCAUGGCGCUGGAACCGGAGGGGAACAACCGGCUCCUGCAAGACGUGCUGGCGAGACCGGGCAACGAAACGUGCGCGGACUGCGGCAAUCCAGAGCCGGACUGGGCGUCGCUGACUUUGGGUGUGUUUGUUUGCCAGGCCUGUUCGCUCCUUCACCGGAGCAUUCCCCACAUCAGCCGGGUCAAGUCUGUCCAGGACACGUGGGAUGCCAGCGAGGUGGAGUUGAUGGCUGCUACGGGAAACAAUGCAGCCAAGGCCAAAUAUGAGCAGAAGGUUCCGGCUUUCUACUACAGACCAACACACACUGACUGCAAGCUGCUGAGAGAGCAGUGGAUCAGAGCGAAGUACGAGAGGAAUGAGUUUGAGUUUAUCGAAAAACAGGAGCCUUACUCUGCAGGGUACAGAGAGGGGUUUCUAUGGAAACGAGGAAGAGACAACGGUCAGUUUCUCAGCCGAAAGUUCAUCCUGUCGGAGAGGGAGGGAGCGCUGAAAUACUUCAACAAGCAGGAUGCCAGGGAUCCCAAAGCAGUGAUGAAGAUUGAGACCCUCAAUGCCACCUUCCAACCGGCCAAGAUUGGCAACCCCUGUGGUCUGCAGAUCACCUACCUGAAAGACAACAGCACAAGGAACAUCUUUGUCUACCACAGUGAUGCUAAGGAGAUGGUUGACUGGUUCAAUGCCAUCAGAGCGGCCAGGUUCCACUACCUACAGGUGGCCUUCCCUGGAGCAAGUGACGAAGAGCUGGUACCCAAACUAACCCGAAACUUCAUGAAAGAAGGCUUUAUGGAGAAAACAGGUCCAAAGCACACAGAGGGCUUCAAGAAGAGGUGGUUUACUAUGGAUGACAGAAGACUCAUGUACUUUAAAGACCCUCUGGAUGCCUAUGCCCGUGGUGAGGUGUUCAUUGGCAGUAAGGAGAACAGCUACACUGUCCUAGCCGGCUUGCCCCCCUCCACACAGGGCUACCACUGGAACAAUGGCAUCACCAUUGUCACGCCAGACAGGAAGUUCCUGUUUGCCUGUGAGACCGAGGCAGAGCAGCGGGAUUGGAUAGCUGCCUUCCAGAGGGUUAUUAAUCGACCAAUGAGGCCACAGGAAUAUGCAGUGGAGGCCCAUUUUAAACACAAGCCUUGAAGACUGCAGGAAGCCUUAACUCAGUUGGACCGGUCCAGUCUCAUUCAGAUCAGAAAUCCCAAAAGAUACUGAAGAGGAGAAGAAGAGAAAGAGACAAAGGGACUCAAGUCUGGAUUUGUGUAGAAAACGUGAACUCUAAUGGGACAAAAGGCCUAUCAUGGGCAAAAUUUUGGUAAUCAGAGGCCAAACGGUAGAUGAUGUCAUCACUAUUGCGCCUACCAACUUUGUGCUAUACAUUAUCAUCCUUCCUUUCCUUAGCCAUGUGGACCCUUUCCCUGCAACAAUCUCCCCUCUCUCAGAUUUUGUCUUGUGAAUGGUUCAUUCUACCUGUAAUCUAAUGUAAUUAUGUAAUCUAGAGUCAUUUCACUGGUUGCUUAACAAAGACAAUGCAUUGUUAAUUUAUUGAAUGUACAGUUUUGACAACAGUGGCUUACCGUGUGUGUGGAUUUGUGAUGUUUUCAUUGAGGACGCUGUGAGGUUAAACCUCUGGCACUGAAACCCUGUAAAACCUGAACCUACAAAGUGCUGUUAACAACAAAUAUGCAUAAAAACACACAAACUCUCAGUGAUCACCGUCGCUGUUAACGUAGCUGGAGGUGUCUCAUCUGCAUCCAGACAGGGUUCCUUUAAAACCUCAAACUGACAGCUGUUCUCCUGUUUAUUUGUACUGUUGAACAUACUGAACCAUCGUAGACAGUUAUUGCUGCUUUAAAGGAUUGUAAUGUGAGAGGAUUGUAAUUUACACUUACACUUCUACAGCUGUUUUAUUUACGUUAUGCAGCUUGAUUUAAAGACAGAUUGUUGUGUUGAUCCCGAAAUCACAGUGAUAGUUUGUUUCAUUAAUAAAAUCUUAACAUUAAUACAGAUUAACCUGAAA